This is a messenger RNA of Pyrus x bretschneideri (Chinese white pear), 2239 nucleotides long. RefSeq names its product transcription termination factor MTERF15, mitochondrial. Lineage: Eukaryota; Viridiplantae; Streptophyta; Magnoliopsida; Rosales; Rosaceae. Gene Ontology annotation, molecular function: double-stranded DNA binding. The record is from RefSeq and is a predicted model, not a curated record. Gene Ontology annotation, cellular component: chloroplast. Gene Ontology annotation, biological process: regulation of DNA-templated transcription; chloroplast organization.
AUUUGCUUUUGGGUCCAAUAUCGACCAAUCGAGAAUUGGUCCAAUGCGCUUCUGCCCUUUUCCCCCAAAAGCUAAAACCCUUGAUCUUUUGAAGCAUGAAAUUCAAUUCUUUGCAUUGGGCAGUUUCUUUGCCUUCAUUUGUAACUACAAAGAAUGAAUAAAGAGUUCCUUUUCUGCAAAAUUUUUCCUAUCGCCAUGGAUAGCAUUACUGAGGUGGAGAUUUGCCGUCUGCUGAAAAGAUGGUAAGAAAACUUAUCCAAGCUCAUAUGGUUUAUCUAUAUCCUUUCGAAAUUCUAGGGUUUUAAUUUCUCCAAUUCGAAUUGUUCAUCGUCAACAUUCAACAUGAUUCAACUCUACAAUUUGAAGACCCUCCGAUUGGUUAAUUCUAUAUUUUCUUGUGCAUUUGCAUCCAAACCUAAAAGAUUUGUUCUUGCUGAUCCAAAACCCUCGAAGCUUUGUCUUCCAAAUCAGUUGCUUUGCAGACCCAUCACCUCAGAAAUCUCAGAAACCCACCAGGAUUUCAAAGUCAAUUACCUCAUAAACACAUGUGGGUUGUCCCCAGAAGGUGCAAUUUCAGUAUCUAAAAGGGUGAAGCUGGAAUCUCCAAAAAAGGCAGAAUCUGUUUUGGCCCUUUUCAGAAACCAUGGAUUGUCUCAAACCCAGAUAUCAAAGGUCGUUAGGUCACGUCCGAAGAUUCUUUCCGCCGAUCCGGAGAAAACCCUUUUGCCAAAGCUUGAGUUUUUCAUUUCUCUCGGGGUUUCGAGGGUGGACCUUGCAAAAACUCUGGCUUAUAAUCCAUAUCUUCUGGUAAUCAGUUUGGCAAACAGGAUUCUGCCCACUUACGAUUUCCUUAGGAGUAUCCUUUCAGAGAAAAAUGUUAUUGCCCUUUUCAAGCGCUACUCGCGGAUUUUCAUGGAAAGUCAAUUCAAGAAUGUGAUACCAAAUAUUGAGCUUUUGAGAGAAUCAGGUAUGAGCCCACGAGGUAUCUCCUUAGUGCUAACAUAUUGCACUCCCGUUUUGAUGGUGCGUCCUGAACAACUUGGUCAGCUUGUGGUUGAGGUUAAGGAAAUGGGAUUCAAUCUGGAAAAAACGACUUCAGUGAAUGCACUGCGUGCACUGUGUGGUAAGAAUAAGUUGGUAUGGAAUAGAAGUCGCGAAGCUUUGAAAAGGUGGGGUUGGUCUGAUGACGAUAUUCUCUCUGCGGUCAAGAAGAAUCCGCAGUGUAUGAUUGUGUCUGAGCGGAAGCUAAUGCAAGCAAUGGAUCUUUUAGUGAACAAGAUGGGAUGGUCCUCAGAAAUGAUUGCCAAAUACCCGGUGGUCCUCAGUUUGAGUUUGGAGAGGAGACUUAUCCCGAGGUGUUCGGUAGUUAAAGUUUUGUUGUUGAAAGGUUUGAUGAAUGACAACUUGAAUUUGGGUUCGGUGCUGAAACCUACGGAUAAGCAGUUCUUGGAGAUGUUUGUGAACAGAUAUAUUGGCAAAGUACCUCGAUUGUUGAGUGUGUAUCAAGGAAAGGUGGAUAUCCAGGAUGCAUGAUCUUGGUACGCGGAAUUUUCCUUCAAUGAGGAGUGGAGAAACUAAUUUUUGUUCACUUCCCAAAUUAUAUGAUAGAACGGCUGUCACUCCUUGAUCCCAUGCUCUGUUACUAAUAGGAACUCCUGACAAAGUGUACGGCUGCUUUGUAAUCAUUUUCUUCUGUUAUUCUUAAUGACGACGUGAUAUCUGCAAUGCUUGUAGAACUGGGAUCUUCAGAGUUCAGGUGGCAAAAAACCCAGUUCUGGUGGGGAUGUAAUGGAUUGUGUUUUGGGAAUUUUAAUCUUUGGGGUGAAUAUAUUUAUAAGGCCUAUGGAGAUUUUCUGAUCUCAAGAGAUUGGAAGAGACUUCCUACUAACAACAAUUCCCAGUUUACAUUAAAAACUACCCCGAUCCUUUUACCUAAAGCUAUCAACACGGAGAGUGUUAUAACAGCCGGAAAAGGGAUUGCCGGGUAUCUGCGCACGUCUGGAGUCUGGACUGUGUACCUUCUGUAUUUGUACUUAAUUUUAGCUCAACUAAGGCAGUUGGUUUCUGCAAUAUGUGUGGAACCAACUAUCCAAACAAGUAGCAUGCCAACAAGUAAGCAACAAAGGGUAAACGCAUAAGGAGGGAAGCAGUGUAACAGUGUCCAGUAAUUUUUUAUGUAAUACUGUUGAUAUUGUUAUUACUAACUAGUUUUGCAGAGAAAUAUUGACUCGCAUUUAUA